Molecule: messenger RNA, 1840 nt
Organism: Myotis lucifugus (little brown bat)
Lineage: Eukaryota; Metazoa; Chordata; Mammalia; Chiroptera; Vespertilionidae
Product: protein lin-9 homolog
Exons: 4
Coding region: 8-505 (165 amino acids)
Biological process (GO): regulation of transcription by RNA polymerase II; regulation of cell cycle; DNA-templated transcription
Cellular component (GO): nucleoplasm; transcription repressor complex
Molecular function (GO): DNA binding
Source: RefSeq, a predicted model, not a curated record
AUAUUCCAUGCCCAUUGGCAUUGAAUUUCAGCGGAGAUAUGCAACAAUCGUUCUAGAGCUUGAACAGCUCAACAAGGACCUAAACAAAGUUUUGCAUAAAGUUCAGCAGUACUGCUAUGAGCUCGCUCCAGACCAGGGGCUGCAGCCUGCAGACCAGCCUACAGACCUGAGACGGAGGUGUGAGGAGGAGGCGCAGGAAAUGGUUCGGCAUGCGAACUCCUCAGCAGGGCAGCCCUGUGUUGAAAAUAAAAACCUGACAGACCUCAUCUCCAGGCUUACGGCUAUUUUAUUACAAAUUAAGUGUCUAGCAGAAGGAGGAGACCUGAAUUCCUUUGAAUUCAAAUCACUUACAGAUUCAUUGAAUGAUAUCAAGAGUACAAUAGAUGUUUCUAAUAUCAGUUGCUUUCAGAAUAAUGUAGAAAUCCACGUUGCACAUAUUCAGAGCGGCCUAAGCCAGAUGGGAAACUUACAUGCCUUUGCAGAAAAUAACACCAACAGAGACUGAGUAGAAGAUUUAAUUAUUCCUACUGAUAGGACAUUGUUUUCGAGAAGUUCUUUCCCUUUAUAUAGGCUUCCAAGACCAAAUAACCUGACUGCUGGAAAACAAGGGAAAUUUACAUCUGCAAAUAAGGCAUUUUGAUAUACUGUACUGCUUCUUAUGCCAGCAUUGCUGACCAUCAGUAUAUUUAUUUUUCUUUUAUUAUUCAGCUGCAGUAGCAUUGCUUGUAUUACAUAUGUUAAUUAGCAAGUCGUUUUUAAACUGAAAAUGUCUGAACAUAAUUUCAUGGAGGAAUACAUUGGCCAUUUUUUAAUGUGCAUGAAUUCAACCCUACACGUGCAGACAGCUGUAGUGGAGAACAUGGAGCAGCGGUCUUUUAUGCACAUGUGUGGCAGUGUGGAAACUGCGUCUGGAAAAUGGCGACUCUGGUUCAUUCAGCCUAUCACCAUCUCAGUCUUCAAAGGACACGAUGAGCUAUGGGAAGCCCUAGAGUGAAGGAAGGCACUGGAAUAUAGAUGGGAAUACAGACUGUACUAGUAUAUAUAGUAUAUACUUGCCAUGUGACAUGGUUCUGUAGAUCAUUUUAUAAUAAUAAAUAUUUUAAUUUAUCAUAAUUUAUAAAAGAAACCUUUGUUGUUUGUCUGUUGAAAGAAAAUGAAGGAGCAGGAAAAAAACCAUUACUUGCAAAAUGCUGAAUCUCAGCAAGUGGAUUUGGCAUUUCUUUCCCCGUCAGUUCAGGGCAAAAAGUGCUAUUGUUAUGAGAUUUAUUAAAAAAGAAAAGACUGAUAACACACUAUUUUCAUAUUUUUUGUUUAUUUGCACAACUUUUAGACCAAAUUAUUGGUUAAAAUCCAACAAUAUACCAUUUAUAAAGUAAAAAGAUUUUAUAAGGAAAACAUAAUAACCUGUGCUGUGAAAUACAGAGAAAAGGUUUGUAUUUGGUUGUGGUUUUGUUUUUUUAAAGAAAACCCUGCCUAAAAUAUUAAUCUUGUAAAAAGUGUAUUUGGAAUUCUCUUUGUUUUAAUAUAGAAUAUUAUAAAGUCAAAAUAUAAUAAAUUGUUUUCAGAUUUGGAGUUUAAGAUAUAGCUGUAGAAGUGGCUUUAAUUCUUUUAAAUGUCUCAUAAAAUGAGGCUUUUUAUAUGUUAAUGUAUAAAAAACAAACGAGAUUAUUUUCCAUUUUAAAUUUUUGUAUAGUUUAAAAAUGCUUCCAUAUUCUGUGCCACUGCAGAACUUUAGUGCAGAGUUUAUAUUUAGCUCAACUGUUAUGUUAAUUAAGAAAAGCAUAAAUCUUUUAUUCUUAAUAUUUGUAAUUCUAAAUAAAUUGAUCUAUGAAAAUUAAUA